This is a messenger RNA of Ostreococcus lucimarinus CCE9901, 1304 nucleotides long. RefSeq lists its product with no specific name. The coding region runs from base 1 to 657 and encodes 218 amino acids. The transcript has a single exon. The record is from RefSeq and is a predicted model, not a curated record. Gene Ontology annotation, biological process: dUDP biosynthetic process; dTDP biosynthetic process; dTTP biosynthetic process. Gene Ontology annotation, cellular component: mitochondrion; cytosol; cytoplasm. Gene Ontology annotation, molecular function: dTMP kinase activity; ATP binding. Lineage: Eukaryota; Viridiplantae; Chlorophyta; Mamiellophyceae; Mamiellales; Bathycoccaceae.
AUGUCCGCCGCGGGAAAAGUGGCCGCGCGAGGCGCGUUCGUGCUGUUCGAAGGCGCGGAUCGAUGCGGGAAGUCGACGCAAGCGAUGCGGUUGGUGCACACGCUCGAGGCGCGGGGGGUCGAGGCGGAGCUGUGGCGGUACCCCGAUCGCGCGACGGCGAUGGGGAAGAUGAUCGAUCAGUACUUGCGGUCGAAGAGCGAGAUGGAGGAUGGGGCGAUACACCUGCUGUUCGCGGCGAAUCGAUGGGAGAAGAAGGCGCUCAUGGAACGCAAGCUCGCGAGCGGCGUGACGUUGGUGUGCGAUAGGUACUCGUACAGCGGGUGCGCGUUUACGGCGGCGAAGGGGGUGGAUGGAUUGGAUUUAGAGUGGUGUCGCGCCCCUGAAGUCGGAUUACCGCGUCCGGACGCGUUGAUGUAUUUAGAGUUAUCGCUCGAGGACGCGGCGAAGCGCGGCGGCUUCGGCGAGGAGCGAUACGAGACGACGGAGAUGCAACGCGCCGUCAAGGCGAGUUUCGAAGCGAUGCGAGAAGAUUGGUGGGACGUGAUCGACGCCAAUCGCGAACCGGACGUGAUUCAGGACGAAGUCUUGCGCAUCGCGCUGAGCGCGGUGGAGAAAUGCCGAGCCGGACGCGAGUUGAAGCGGCUGUGGCAGUCGUAGCGCGCGUGCAACAACCAAACCAACCAACUCUGCGCGUUUCCUCACCCUCGCGCGCGCUCGCAUGGCUCCGAGCGCCGACGUCGACGCGUUAGACGCGCGCGUGACCGACGAGUUCGCGCGCGCGUUCGGAGGCGACGCGGUGGCGGACAUCGCGGCGCACGGCGAAGAAAAACUCGCGCGUUGGCUCGACCUCGUCUUGACAAAGUCGUCGAGCGCGGAUGACGACGACGACGCGAAGAAGGCUCGAGAGCGCGUCGUCGACGCGACGUACGCGGCGCUGCAAGCGCGCGGCGCGUGGCCGCGGGAGAGCUGGCGAGAUGCGUACGUCCUGGCGCAGCUUCGACGGUGCGCGGCGGCGCUGCGGGACCGGGACGGCGACGGCGAGACGCGAGCGGAGAGCGCGCGGGAGGCGAUGCUGGCGGUGGACAUGGCCUUGAUCGUGGGUGCGCCCGUGGAUAUGGUGGUUGAUUUCGUGCGCGCGUGCGAGCGGGCGUUGGGGAUGGACGGACGCCGUGAGGUGAGCGCCGGGCACGCGCGAAGCGCGUCGACGAGCGAGUGGUUGUUCCCGAGCGCGGCGCCGAAAGGCGACCGAGGCGAUCAUGCCGCGCAGACGAGGCUCGCGCGAGUGCAUCAUCGCGAAAUGGACU